UAUCGUGUACGUGACAAUGCACGCGUUUGAUGUCAAAUGAUAAGAUAUUAAUCUUGAUAUAUUUUUAUAAAUUUAAUUCACAAUGUGUGCGUGCCGCAUCACUCUCGUUUUAUUACUAAUACAAAAGACUGAGAUAUACAUAUCGAGUAAAAAGUAAAAAGUUGUUUACUUCUUCGAUCUUCAACAAGUGACCGAAAUUGCGUGAAGAAAUUUCUAAAUUAAAAUAAUUAUAUUUUAUUUUGGAUUCCGUAAUAGCUGAUGGCUGUGAUCAAUCCCGUUGUUUUCCAGGAAAGGAAUUGUCCUAAUAAUCUCAUAAAAUUUCGGGGUCCGUUUGUGUGGCGCUUGGUUGUGGCGCAAGGUCGAAGAAACUGGUACGCCGGCCGCUGUUGAGGCUCCUCCGCUCGAUGUGGGUCAUCGUCUAACUGUUCUACGUACCGGUUCUCCGCCCCUGACUCUUUGAGCAGCGAACGGACUCCUACACGAUGAUGUCCAUAUCCUGCAGCUACAUGUUACGUGGUACGGUAACACUAGCGUGAUCACGAGAGCUUAACAGUGCAUCAUAUGUAAGAGAUGCGGAGACUCCUGUGGAUGCUGCUCGCUGCUCUGGCAUGCGUGUCAGGCGAAUAUUUGAUGGGCGGCCACCUGGACAACAAUGCCGGAUCGAAGAGUCCACGUAAUACACAUCUGGACGAUCAGGAUCUCGUGGCGGAGGAGAGCACCGUUGCCGCUGUCGCUGUCGCUGACGCUAGCGCAAAGUCCUCAGCUUUGAGCGACGGCGAGGGGGACGCUCCGCGUUACCAUAUUCCGUAUUCUUUCGCUUUCAACGGAGGCAAGCCGUUCUCCUUGGAGAAGGACCCGAUAACUGGCAAAAUCGACUUCGAAAAGACGCCGCUCGUCAAACCUCUCAACCACACCGACGGUCAUCGCGAGGGACAAGAUGAUUCGGAAGACGGAGACGGCGGCAGGGAGGACGCGGGGCAGGAAAGGACGAAGAGCAAAGAUCAUGACGACGUCCGUCGCAACGAGAUCACGCAGUCGCACUACUUCCUGCCCACUCACUAUACCUCGGACAAAUACCAGUACCCGUUGAUCUCGAGCUCGUACGCGAACACGAAGGUGCAGAGCGGCGCCAACAGCUACAAUCACAGACUCGACGCCGAGAAUGAUGUCUUGUACGCGCGUCCCACUAGGAAUCCCUACUUGUCGAUGAUGAAAACGAGCACGCACAAGACUACGACUGCCGGUGAUUUGAACGCGAGAUGGACCACGAGCCCGCCGACGAUCACGACCUCCGCGCCGUCGACGACCGCGAACACGCGGGCCACCAAAACGCCCGCGAUAACCACGUGGAAACCGACCAGCACGCCGAUCGCGUUCCACGCGAUCGACCGCACGGUCGCCGAGAUGGAGAACGAGAAGAAUCUUCUGCCGAUAGAGAAAUUGCACGCCUCCGGUCAAGCGGCAUCGCAGCGAAAUCAGAGCCACGUGCCGACGCGGCCGCCGAGCGACGGCACGACGACGCAGAAGGCGCAACCGAGUCUCGAUAACUUCGUCGUGUCUCACGCGAGACCCGAGACGAAACCACCGGCGCAAACCGACGAAUAUUCCUACGAUAUUUACGACUUGUCGAGCAGCGAGGAGGAGGACAAGGGCGACGGCGAUGGCGACAGCAGCGACGACAGCAAAGUGAUUGAUUACUUCUUACCGUUCCAAGAACUGUUGAAGGAGAACGUUACGUCGACAUCCUCCACAACUAGUUCCCGUCCGACGGCGUCGACGACUACAACUACAACCACGACUACGACAACUGUCGCGUCGUCAACUGGAUCUACAGCAUCGACAACUACCACGGCUGCGCCGCAGUUACCCUCGCGAUCCUCCACGCCGCCUGCGCCUCAUGAAAACGUGGGCAAGCCACUGCAAUUCUCGACGAUACCGCAAUAUCCGGCCGCUUCUUUGCACAACGAUCGAAGACCGAGCUUACCGGAGCGUCACGACGGCAUAAUCAAUCACGUAUACAGACCGGGUCCGAUGAUCAAACCGGAGGCGGACAGGAUCGGAGUGGGGAUUCCGAUAGAAAGUACGAGUAACAUCGUAAUCCCGCCCGAUCAAAAUACCGUGUCCUUCGUCCUGGGAAAUCGUCAGAAUGUCGAGGGCAGCUACCACUCGGUCGGAACGGCCGUCGGCGAGAAUCUUUUCGGCACUUCGGCCGACAUCUCGUUCUGGCCGCUCCGCAACGAUCAGCACGGCUCGGUGAGCGAAGAGUACGAGCACUCGCCGGUCACAAAGCCGAGCGUCACGCAGAAAUGGCCCUCGCCUACAUCCGGCGCCCUGAAGGGCAGCAGCGAGCUCGAUCCGACAAGGUCUCCGAAUCCCGCUGUCCCUCCCGCGGACACAGCGCAGUACAGUCCGCAGGGAAACAAGGAUUCCGACUACGUCAUCUUUCCGGACGACGAGACGAAGAACAAGGACGCGUUGACGGAGGAGCACGUCGUGAUCAUAAACGAAGCGGACGGCAGCAUUCGCGAAUUGCCGCCCAAGACGACGGCGACGGCGAACGGCACGAAGCUCGCUUUUCCCACCGUUGGCGAGGAUCUGCCGCAGCUCGCCCAGGAUCUAAUGCCGCCCGCGGAGAGCACGAGGCCGCCGCAGUAUUACUAUCACUAUCAGUACGACACCUCGCGCCCGGAUCACCCGAGGCCGAGACUGCCGUUGCCGUCGCGCGUCAAGCCGCACCCGGGGCUGCCGGUGUCGCCGCUGGACCCGGCGCUGAGGAAACGCCCGUACUCGCCGGACACGAAGCUGCCCAACAUCCUGCCGCAGUUCCGUCCCAACGCGAAGGCGUCGCACGGCCAUCGCGGUCCGGACGCGAUCGGCACGAUGUCGGCCGGUCCGCCGACGAGGAUCAGACAGCCGGUGCAGAGUCAUCCGCCGUUGCCGGGUCAUCCGGCGUCGCGCAGGCCCUUCCCGCCGGCGCCUUCGUAUCUUCAGCGCUUAAAUCCGCCGCCGCCGCCGAUUCACGCGGUCCGACUGCCAUUCGGCGCGCCGACGUCGAAGGUGGACGGCGUCGUUCCGUCUCACGAAACGGAACCGGCGAUACGCAGAUUCGUAUCCCCCGCACGUCCUCCGCACGGAGCGCCGCCCGUGAUUUCGCACGGCAAUCCGGAGGAGAACAUGCUGUCGAACAGAUUAUUCAGUCACGGUCCCGAGGAGCGCAACGGUGGCGUCGAGGGUGAAAACCGGAAGGAGGACCGGGUGAAGAGCGAGCUCGAGCAGCUCGAGAACUCGGAGAGAUAUCCGGAGGAGCCGCCGAUGACGCCGCCGAGGCCGCCGCUCUUCCCGAAACUCAGAACGGCGGAUUCGCCGCGCGUCACGACUCUGCAGAUGCUGCAGCAUCACGGCGAGCUCAACGACGAGAGCGAAGAAGCCGCCCAAGCAGCGGAAACUGUGCUAACGCACGAAAUGGAGCGCAGAAAGUCGGACGAUCACGAUUCGCCGGAGACGGCCGAGCAGCCCGUGUACGUUGUGUAUCCGGUUAACACCGCGGUGAACAUAGAUCCGGAUGAUUCCAGCGAGAAGGACGGUAGCGUCGUCGUUGGCACGCGAGGUCCUCAGCGACCGUUGCCACCCGACACGCUGCUCCAGGACGAGCGGGAGGAGACGCACGCUAUUUACAACGGCAAACCGGUUGCCGCAGACUUCCCGUAUCUCCUGGAACGCCCCGAUCCGUCGUCCGUCUUCCCCGCCGCCGGUGUGAAGGAGACGCCGGUGUUGGUGCCCAGCGAACAGCGGCAGCAAGUUUCCGCCGCGGCGGCGGCGGCGGCGAGCGAGCGGGAGAAGAUCGAGCAGGACGUGAACGAGCAGGUGAACGUGAUUCCGUACUUGCAGGAUCAGUUCUUGCCGUAUCGGAAGAAGAACGACGCGGCGAUCUCCGUGACGCUGCAUCGCAACGCGCCGACCGCGACGUCGACGCCGACCGCGCCGACGUCCACCUCGACGCCGAUCGCCUACGUUUACACGCCGACGCAAGCGGCGCAUCGUCCUGAUUACGACGACCUGGAGAACGACGCGAACGCUGCCGUCGACGCGAAGCAGACGGUGCUGCUGCCGUCUCAACAGCCGUCCAGCUCGUCCAGCUCGGCACCGGCGCCGCAAAACUUUAUGGCGCCGUUCGUGGCGAGCAUAAGCGCCGAGGCGCCCAGCAAGAACGGCUGGAGCGUCGUCGUCGUCGAUCCGCCCGCGGGAAUAGAGAGGAAAUCGAACGGCGACGGCGACGGCGAUCCGGACGCCGAUACGCAGACCGAGAAGAACGAGUUCGACGCCGAUAACUUCAAGCCGCAGCUCUUCGGCGGAUUCAAACCGAUCUAUCAGUUUCCCACGGAGGACACGGAGCAGCGCGACGUCGCCGAGCAAACCGACACCGAACUGAACAUGCCGAGACACGCCAAGAAGUUGCCGUCUGCGCCCGCUAAAAGAUAAACUUACGAAAGAUAUUAAAAACGUUCGUUUGUUUCCUUUCGAGUCUUGCUGUCUCGACAUUUCGCUCGCGCUUAUCAUUACCCUUCUCACGUAAAUGUAAACGAAAGCAUCGUAGGAAAGCGAGAGCGAAAUGUGCACACGUAACGAAGACAAUGAAAAGCGAAAUGUCCUUGCAGCGUGCUAGAUGGAAAGAUUCGUAGUAGAAUCAGCUCGAACGACGAAAGACUGUCCUAUCCAUUUUUUUUCACGUUUAUUAUAUAAGAAACGUCGCGAUAUGAAGUAGAGUCGAACUUUCACCAUUUUUUUUCUCAUGUAUGCAUGCAGAAGUUAGAGCGUCCGACACUUAUUCAUAUCUUAAUUUUUUUUUUUUUUUUAAUUAUAAGGGAAGAGAAAGAUAGGAAAACUAUUAAU
This is a messenger RNA of Linepithema humile (Argentine ant), 4890 nucleotides long. NCBI's taxonomy places the organism in Eukaryota, Metazoa, Arthropoda, Insecta, Hymenoptera, Formicidae. The record is from RefSeq and is a predicted model, not a curated record.